AGGCCUGAGUUUCUGUCUGCAGGUGUCGACAGCGAGGUCCCGCGGCACAGCCAGGUUCGGCCCCAUGGUGGGGUUCGGGGCUAACCGGCGGGCUGGCCGCCUGCCCUCCCUCGUGCUGGUGGUGCUGCUGGUGGUGAUCGCCAUCCUCGCUUUCAAUUACUGGAGCAUCUCCUCCCGCCACGUCCUGCUUCAGGAGGAGGUGGCUGAGCUGCAGGGCCAGGUCCAACGCACCGAGGUGGCCCGCGGACGCCUGGAAAAGCGUAAUUCCGACCUCCUGCUCUUGGUAGACUCGCACAAGAAACAGAUCGACCAGAAGGAGGCCGAUUACGGCCGCCUCAGCAGCCGGCUGCAGGCCAGAGAGGGCCUGGGAAAAAGAUGCGAGGAUGACAAGGUUAAAUUACAGAACAACAUAUCAUAUCAGAUGGCAGACAUACAUCAUUUAAAGGAGCAACUUGCUGAGCUUCGUCAGGAGUUUCUUCGACAAGAAGACCAGCUUCAGGACUACAGGAAGAACAAUACUUAUCUUGUGAAGAGGUUAGAAUAUGAGAGUUUUCAGUGUGGACAACAAAUCAAGGAAUUACGAGCACAGCAUGAAGAAAAUAUUAAAAAAUUAGCAGACCAGUUUUUACAAGAACAAAAGCAAGAGGCCCACAAGAUUCAGUCAAAUGAUGGGAAUGAAUUGGGUAUAAAUGAUCAUGAUGCAUCUAAAAAUAUUCCAAAAGUAGCUGAGAAUGCUGCAGAUAAGAAUGAAGAACCCUCAAGCAAUCAUAGUCCACUUGGAAAAGAACCAGUCAAGCGAGGUGGUGAUGCAGGGAUGCCUGGUAUAGAGGAGAAUGACCUUGCAAAAGUUGAAGAUCUUCCCACUUCUUUAAAAAAGCCCCCUAUUUCAGUUUCUCAACAUGAAAAUCAUCAAGCAAUCUCCCACCUUCCAACUGGACAACCUCUCUCCCCAAAUAUGGCUCUAGAUUCACACAUAAACCACAAUGGAAACCCUGGUACUUCAAAUCAGAUACCUUCUAAUCCUCUUCAGCCUUUAGUUCCAGGCCCAAACGUGGAGAGUGAACCCAGAAUUCAAACAGAUGUACUAAAGCAGGCUACCAAGGAUAGAGUUGGUGAUUUCCAUAAGUUGAAGCAAAAUGAUGAAGAACGAGAACUUCAAAUGGAUCCUGCAGACUAUGGAAAGCAGCGUUUCAAUGAUGUCCUUUAAGUGCUAAAGGAAAACUUAAGAAAACCUAAAGUGCUGUAAAAUGGAAUCAUUUCUACUUUGUUGUUUUUUGACUUUUGUUGUAAAAGAUCAGUUGUAUCAGUUGUAAAGAUACAUUGAGAUAGAUUUAAGUAAAAACUUUAAUGGAAGAAUGUACCCAUGUACAUAUGUGAACUUUUUCAUACUGUAUUAUCAAAGCAAAGACUUUUUUUUGGUUAUGAUACAGUUGAGCCAAAAACAAAACAAGCAAAACUGUAAUCUUUACAUUUAAAGCAAACUAAUGUAUAUUUUAAAUUUUACUGAGCCUAAUUCUUUCCAAAAGUGGACAAACA
This is a messenger RNA of Orycteropus afer afer, 1536 nucleotides long. The record is from RefSeq and is a predicted model, not a curated record. NCBI's taxonomy places the organism in Eukaryota, Metazoa, Chordata, Mammalia, Tubulidentata, Orycteropodidae.